Labeo rohita (rohu) is the source of this 1786-nucleotide messenger RNA. It is a transcript of the gene prmt3, whose product is annotated as protein arginine methyltransferase 3. The record is from RefSeq and is a predicted model, not a curated record. NCBI's taxonomy places the organism in Eukaryota, Metazoa, Chordata, Actinopteri, Cypriniformes, Cyprinidae. Gene Ontology annotation, molecular function: protein-arginine N-methyltransferase activity. Gene Ontology annotation, biological process: peptidyl-arginine methylation. Gene Ontology annotation, cellular component: nucleus. The transcript is spliced from 16 exons. Bases 161 to 1696 code for a protein of 511 amino acids.
CGUGAAUGUGUGAAAUGUGAUGUAUAUAUUUGCUUUAACUUAUUAUGCGACUUAAAUUGCGCUACUCUAGCGAUUUGAAUGGUGCAUUUUAAUUUUAGAGAAUGUACUGAAUUACUGCGUUUUCAAAUGGUGUAAUUAAUGAUGUGAUGAUAACUGUGAGAUGUGUGAUGAUGUACCCGAGCUGUCCGACAGUGAUGAUGAGCAAUGGCAGUCAAUGGAGGAGGGAUCUGAACACAUAACAGUCCCGUGUUUACUCUGUGACAGGACUCUCACCUCUGUGUCUGAAACGGUACAACACUGUAAGGCAGAUCAUGGUGUGGAUAUUCCAGAGCUUGUCCAAAAACACAGGCUUGAUGACUAUGGCUACAUAAAGAUGAUAAACUACCUUAGAACUACAAAAUGUUCUGCAGAGAGUUUGCUACUGACUUCAAAUGGUCCAUUGCCAUGGGAAAGUGAUGAAUAUAUGAAACCAGCUUUACCAGAUGACCCAUUACUGCAGAUAGAUGUUGAAGAGUUGAGUGAGGCCGCAGCUGUGACAUUGAGCCCUGCGGCUAGUGAUGAGGUGCCUCUUCUGCUUCAGAGAGCUAGAAAGGCUGAAGACAGAGCUCAGAGAGCUGAGGAAGCCCUGGCUCGGGCCAUGGACGAUCUGCACAAACUCAAAUUGUUGGCACAAGGUCUAGUGCUGAACGCAGACACAAGUCGUGGCCCUUCACGCACAGGGGCCAUUGCUGAGUUGAGAGAAGAUGAAGACGAGGCCUACUUUAGCUCUUAUGGGCAUUACAGCAUCCAUGAGGAGAUGCUGAAGGACAAGGUGCGCACUGAGAGCUAUCGAGACUUCAUGUACCGCAACAUGGACGUCUUCAAGGACAAGGUGGUGCUUGAUGUGGGAUGUGGUACGGGAAUCCUCUCCAUGUUUGCCGCCAAAGCGGGAGCCAGGAAGGUCAUUGCUGUCGACCAGUCAGAGAUCAUCUACCAGGCCAUGGACAUUGUCAGAUCAAAUAAACUUGAAGACACCAUCACCUUUAUCAAGGGCAGAAUAGAGGAAAUUGACCUUCCUGUGGAAAAAGUGGACAUCAUCGUUUCAGAGUGGAUGGGCUACUUCCUGCUGUUUGAGUCAAUGCUGGACUCUGUGCUGUACGCCAGGGAUCGGUACCUUGCAGAAGAUGGUUUGGUCUUUCCAGACCGCUGCAACAUCAGCCUGGCGGCAGUGGGGGACACUCAGAAACACAGUGACCGCAUUGCAUUCUGGGACAAUGUGUAUGGCUUCAAGAUGACGUGUAUGAAGAAGGCUGUGAUACCAGAGGCGGUAGUGGAGGUACUGAAGCCUGAGACGGUCAUUUCAGAGCCUGCAGUGAUUAAGACUAUUGACUGUGGCUCUGUGACUGUGUCUGAGCUGGAGUUCGCUGUAGACUUCAGUCUGAAGAUAACGGCCAGCACCUUCUGUACAGCUAUCGUGGGCUAUUUUGACAUUUUCUUCGACAAGAGCUGCGGAAACAAGGUCAUGUUCUCCACUGCUCCAGACUGCACUAAGACUCACUGGAAACAGACGGUGUUCUUACUAGAAAGCCCAAUCCCUGUCAAAGCCGGAGAAGAACUUCCUGGUCAAAUCACAGUGCAUAAGAACAGAAAGGACCCCAGGGCACUGCUGAUCACACUUGACGUCGCUGGUCGGAAGCAAACCUACAGCCUCCAGUGAAGAGAUUGUUUUAUUGGAUGGAAAACACAUACUUUGAGCAAUGCAGUGUUUAAUUAAUGAAACAUUUAAUUAAAAAGUUUUCUACUAAUA